CGACUCGGCGAGGUCUACUUCCCCAACCUCGUACCAGGUCUUCUACGGACGCACAAGACCGACGCAUCAGGCCCCUCGCGCCUGGGCAUGGAACGUCGAGAGGUUCUGCUCCCCGACAUCAUCGCGAACGCACAGUCGCCGUUGAGCACCGUCAAAGAGGGUUUCAUGUCGCUGCUUGUGUUCUUGCCUGCAACGUUCGGAACGCGAUUCCAGCCGCACUUGCCCAAGAUCAUCGCUCCCAUUCUCGGAGGUCUAUCCGACCAGGAGGAGUUCAUCCGAGAGGCGGCUAUGUGCGCUGGGGGAAUGGUGGCCACAAACUACUCGAGCAAUGCCAUUCGACUUGCUGUAUUUCUCUGCACGCCAGACUAUGCUGGUUACGCUCCUACACCUCCCCUACAGCAAUCGUCCAUCACACUCGUUGGAGAUCUUCUCUUCAAGGUAUCUGGUACCAGCGGAAAGAAGGAGAUCGAGGAGACAAGGGUGGCGAAGCACACAACCGCCGCCAAAGCGUUUGACACCCUUCAAGAGCAUCUGGGCGGGAGAGCAAUCAACCAAACUAUCCCAACGCUGUUGGAGGCGCUGCGGCAGCCAGGCAAAAGCUCUGGCACAGCACUUCAGGCACUCAAGGAGGUUGUGUCGGUGCGUCGAAUCACUAAGACUCGUGGUGGAGCGCAUAUGGCUAGUUCACCAUGCACAGGUUCGGGGGUCUACGGUUCGCCGUUCUCAUUCCUACCCUCAUUGCGACCCCGAUGA
Messenger RNA from Coniophora puteana RWD-64-598 SS2, 753 nucleotides. RefSeq lists its product as uncharacterized. Gene Ontology annotation, biological process: cellular response to amino acid starvation; regulation of translation. Lineage: Eukaryota; Fungi; Basidiomycota; Agaricomycetes; Boletales; Coniophoraceae. The transcript is spliced from 4 exons. Gene Ontology annotation, cellular component: cytosol. Gene Ontology annotation, molecular function: protein kinase regulator activity. The record is from RefSeq and is a predicted model, not a curated record. The annotation marks the transcript as partial.